Molecule: messenger RNA, 246 nt
Organism: Colletotrichum higginsianum IMI 349063
Lineage: Eukaryota; Fungi; Ascomycota; Sordariomycetes; Glomerellales; Glomerellaceae
Exons: 1
Coding region: 1-246 (81 amino acids)
Source: RefSeq, a predicted model, not a curated record
AUGGAAAUCCCACAGCCGGUCCUCAAAGCCGUCGCCGUCGCCCUCUCGAUCGGCAUCCUCGUCGAGCUCGUCGUCCUCGCGAACAUCUCCAGCUGGUAUCGCGAGAACCGCAUGGGCUGGAAGCCCGACACGGGCCGCCCCGUCGCCAACGACGACGACGACGACGACGAUGACGGUGAGGCUCGCCAGGAGUCUGCCCCUCCCCAGCGAGACACUCGGAUGCCGCCGGUAGACCACACGCUCUGA